Tetrahymena thermophila SB210 is the source of this 246-nucleotide messenger RNA. Its product is annotated as 40S ribosomal protein S27. The transcript has 2 exons. The record is from RefSeq and is a predicted model, not a curated record. Gene Ontology annotation, molecular function: structural constituent of ribosome; RNA binding. NCBI's taxonomy places the organism in Eukaryota, Ciliophora, Oligohymenophorea, Hymenostomatida, Tetrahymenidae. Gene Ontology annotation, biological process: translation; ribosomal small subunit assembly. Gene Ontology annotation, cellular component: cytosolic small ribosomal subunit; ribosome.
AUGGAAAGAGAUCUUUUAAACCCCAUCUACGAAGAAGAAAAGCAAAAGAAUAAGUUCAAGAGACUUAUCCAAGCUCCCAACUCUUACUUCAUGGAUGUUAAGUGUGCUCAAUGCCAAAACAUCCAAAUGAUUUUCUCUAACGCUCAAUCUACCAUUAUUUGUGAAAAGUGCUCUGCUAUCCUCUGCAAGCCCACUGGUGGUAAGGUUCAAAUCUAAGCUGGUUGCGCCUUCAAGAUUAAAAACUGA